Molecule: messenger RNA, 1648 nt
Organism: Paramacrobiotus metropolitanus
Lineage: Eukaryota; Metazoa; Tardigrada; Eutardigrada; Parachela; Macrobiotidae
Product: enkurin domain-containing protein 1-like
Exons: 6
Coding region: 205-1479 (424 amino acids)
Cellular component (GO): cytoplasmic microtubule
Source: RefSeq, a predicted model, not a curated record
GGGCCAAACUCUAUGAGCAGUGAAUUCUUAUUCUAUAACUGUAUUCAGCAUUGUUGGGAUAUUUCGACACCUUUCUUGUUAUUUGGUAACUGCAUGAAACCAACAAUAGUUUUUUGGACCCCAUGGGAAGACGGGAAUUCCUUUGGCUCAUGACCUUUUGAGAAAUACAGUUUCAUGGUGCUGACUUAAUUGAGCGAAGCGACGAUGAAGUCUUUACUGCACGAUGAAGUGGAAAGUCGUGCGCUGCCUCCAAAAGUCAAAAAUCGCACACGCAAUGAAGGAAUGUUAUACCAGAAGCGCGGAAGUGAAGGAACGAUGAGGCAUAUUUUGUCGGAUCCGGCCAUUGUUCCUCCCAGGCCCAAACCCACUAAAAAACGGGAAGAGAAAAACUUCACUCAAGAAAACAUCCGCCGAAUCCGUCAGAUUGCCGUGCAGCGUGAAUUGGUCCAGCAGAAUUACAAUAAAAGCCUCGCGGCAACGUGGUCAAUAUCCAGACCAGCAGCCAAUUCCAUUCCUGCUUCUGGUCAGAGACCAACCGGUGCCAAUCGCCCAUUGUCCGGCUUGCCCCGCCCACAGAACACUGCACCGCCCCGACCGGCGCGUCCCUUGGCCCCAUUAAACUCUACUGUGAUACGUUCCCGAUCUCAAACCAGUCUCCCGACAUCCGAUCCGAGUCUGCGCCAGCGGAAUGCAUCCUACAAUCGCCUGAACAGAACCGGCGGGGUCACUGUCUCCCCCCUGCGACCAACAUCCAGUGUCCAGGCGCUCAACCGGACAUCCAAAAACUUCGUGCAGGUGAACACACAGAAUCUCCUGCCCCGGUCACGCUCGGCCGCCGACCUCCGCGGCCGACCGACGGGACCGCGUUCGGUGCCGGUUAAACCGGAAAUGCCCCGAAAUAAGCCGGGAGCAUUACCACAAUACUUAUUGGACAGACGCCAAGAAUGGAAAAAAAGCGAAGAAGAAGCUAAGAUAGCCGCCCAACAACCGAAACUUCCGCCCGGCUGUUAUAUCAUGCCAGAAGACGAGAGGCUGGCCCUCAUACAGCAACUCCAACAAAGCAGAGAGAAGAAAGAGCGAGAAAUCUUCCUCCUUCCGGUACGCAGCGACACACUGCGUGCUCAGCGGAAACGGCAGGAACUGGAAGCGGCGGUAGCGGAAAUUGAAGAAGGCCUGGAGAUCUUAUCGAAACCCACCGUGGUGGUCCAGGAUCCCAACGCCCCCACGCGGUCCCCCUCCGUGACCUUUGCCCCGCCACCGCGACCGGUCAGUGCCAAGGUCGCCAACGGCCGACCGGUCCCGAAAGGCAAACCGGUGUGGAAUCGCGGUGCCGUUGACCAUAAUAAAGGUCUGGUCAAUCCGAAACUGCUGACAAAGAAAGCCAGUUCCGGCAGUUUGGAGAAUGUGAAGAAGCCGCCUUCUCCGCUGCGGGUUCCCAUUAUCAACAGCCAUACGAAAAUCUUCAAGAAAACUAUGUAAAAAUGAAUUAUUGUCAUUUUGUAAUUAGUUUUAUUGUGUCUUUCCAUACGCAUAACACAGUGUCAUGUUUCGCCCAAACAUUUGUUAAGUUGUGGUGUUAAUGCCAAUGAAAUAACGUUGAUGCGUGCUUCUACUCUCUGACUUGUUCCAACGGUAUUUCUCAUGCACG